CCGUUUCCGUUCUUGCGCACAGUGCCAGCAACAGACAAGCCUAAGAGGGUGGUGCUUUUGGAACGGCUGUUGCAUUCGGGCUUGUUAGUGUUGCAGAGAUGGAUUCUACUAGUUUAUCACCAAGCCCUGCCAACACAUCAGAGUGCCCAUCGGCGACGCAGCAGCAGCAGGGUGAGGUGUCCGAUUUAAACGCACUCGUGAAGGAGGUGCUGGAGUUCGACGAAGACGAAGAUUUGGAAGUUUUUAGUAAGGAUGCAACGUUUACAGAUGCAAGUUCAUUCAGCACUUCUCUGCCUACAUCACCUUCAUCCAUGAUCAAUCAUUACAAGUUUGAAGAGGAGUUAGAUGCUACGGACAUUUUCAUCACAGUUGAUGACCCAGAAAGUCAUGUUACAACCAUUGAAACUUUUAUUACUUACAGAGUUACUACAAAGACCACUCGCAGUGCAUUUGAUGCAAGUGAAUAUGUAGUUCGAAGACGUUACCAAGACUUUCUUUGGCUAAGAGGCAAGCUUGAAGAGGCAUAUCCAACGCUAAUUAUUCCUCCAUUGCCAGAGAAGUUCAUAAUGAAGGGAAUGGUGGAACGAUUUAAUGAAGAGUUCAUUGAAACACGUAGAAACGCACUACAUAGAUUUUUAAACAGAAUAGCCGAUCAUCCUACUUUAACUUUUAAUGAGGACUUCAAAGUUUUUCUCACAGCACAGGCAUGGGAGUUAACCGCUCACAAAAAGCAAGGCCCUGGCUUGCUCAGUAAAAUGGGUGAAACAGUGAGAUCCAUGGCUGCUAUAGUUAGAGGAGUAAAAAAUCGUCCCGAGGAGUUCACUGAAAUGCUCGAGUAUAUUGAAACAUUUGGGCAGAAAGUGGGACUGCUUGACAGAAUCUCUCAACGGAUUUUGAAGGAACAAAAGGAUUAUUUGGUCGAACUGAAAGAGUACAGCCCUGUUUAUACCUUGUGGUCAGGCUCGGAGGAUGAGUUAAUGGACUCGCUCAAAGGUGUUGCUAGCUGCAUCGAUAAGUGCUGUAAAUGUGUUGAAGAAAAGAGCCCAGGCCUCUCGGAAAACCUUAUUCCCUUACUUCAUGAAUAUACUCUGUGUGCUGAAAUGUUGAAGGCUGUUCUAAAGCGGAGAGAUCAGAUCCAGGCAGACUAUGAGUCCAAAGUGGAAUCCUUGAACAGUAAGAAGACAGAAAAUGAAAUGCUGCAAAACUCAGAUGUAAACUUUACAUUUGGUGCUCUCCUGGGAAAGAGCAAAGAAGAAAUGAGACAACAGAAGCAGCAGAAGAUAUGUGUGGAAAUUAAAGAGGUCACUGAAGAAAUUGGAAGACUUGAAGAUAAACUUGAAUGUGCCAAUAGUGCCCUAAAAGCUGACUGGGAAAGGUGGAACCGCAACAAGAAGAAUGACGUUAAAUCUGCUUUUCUUGAAAUGGCUGACAAAAAUAUUACUUACUAUGAAAAGUGCCUUGCUACAUGGGAAUCCUUUGUUACUUCACAGAAAAAUGAACUUAUUGUAGAGAAUGAACAUGAAGAUGGCUCCUAGAUGCAUUUUUCAUUGUACCUCUAUAGAAGAGACAACCAAAGCACCCCACUGCAUUCUAUGUCAGCUGCAUUAUAAGGCUACUGUGUUGUGGUUUUACAUCUGCAGCAAAGUGUUACAACUUAAAAGGGCAGACAAAGAAAAGACCAAAUUCUUGGGGCAUUCCGUUCUUUUUUUUCCAAAGGUACUUGGUUAUCACUCAACAUGGCUUGCAUGUAGGUUCAUUAUUUUAUCCACCGCUGCUAUUCAUUUAAUCAUGUUUGAACCACAUUUAAGUUUCUUUCUUAAGCUGAAAGCCAUGGUAUUUUUUCAGUAUGAAUGAACAUGGUUAGAUUUUCCUUUGGCAAGAAAGUGCACUUAAAUGGAAGCUAGUCAAACUGAACUUUAAAUACCAGUUUGUUUUGCCUUAACACUAAUAAUUGUAUCUUAUACUUUGCUUGACUGAAGAAUUUUUAGUAAACAUGUAGUGUAUUUUUUUAUUUAGAAUUAAAUGUAAACUGAAGUAAGGCUGGUCACCUGUAAAUGGUGGCUUUUACUAGUAAGCAUCGCAGCAACAUAAGUACUUUUCAAAGAAUAUAAUUACUGUUGUGGGAAAGAAAAAUGUCAACAAACCUCUUUACUGUGCCAUUUUAUUUAUGGAAACCCAACCCUUUCCUGACAGAUUUGAUAGUCCUACGUUUUUGUAAGAAUUAAAUUAUUCAUAUUUAAAUUGGAUUCAAAACACAACCAAAUAAAAAUAGAAUUUUGUACAUAACAGUGUUACAUACAGUGUGCUAAAAUACCUUUUGCAUAGUUAUAUUACAUUACCUGUUUAAUACUGCUUUGCACAUAUAGUGAGAACACAUGAACAGAGUCAAAUGAGUGCCUAUUUGCUUGCUACAAAUAAAUUUAUACAUUUUGUUAAAAUGAUAAAGUGCCAAUAAUUGCAUUACAUUGUCUCUUAUAAAUGUACAUUGAAAUGAUUUUAAGUAUUUGUUUUCUUGACUACCUUAAGCCUUUGCUGGAACAGCAGGAAGAUACUAAAAUUAAUUAUAAAAUUUCUUUACGAGACUGUAUUCAGCAGUCUGAAAUGAAGCAUAUUUAUUUUCCUCUUAGGAAAUAUUGAACCCUCCUGCUUUUAAACUAGCAUGAAUAACCCAGUAGAUAAAAUCUUAGUCUUGUAUUAAAUAAUGUAUUCCAAGAAGUACAGAUGCUCAUUUUGGGGUAUAUGUUGUAUUAAUUAUGACAACCCAUUUCUUUGUAAUGUUUGAUACAUCGCUGUGGUGCAACAGAAUACAUUUCUUUCUUUGUCACUUAUACUACACCUGUUCAAUAUGAGUAAUUUUUGUUUCUAGAAGUAUUUGACAUUGUAGUUUAACUUUUAGAUGUCCUUCCAUGUCACUGUUGCAGUAUUUUUUUCAAUAGGGAUUCCGUGCCUAGUGCAGCCUGAUGUGCAGCCGGUAUUCCAAAGCCUGUAGGUUGUAAUGGGUGCGCCAUACGUCUCACGUAUGUUCCCUGUGCACAACAUAGUUAUAAGGGUGACAUCCAUAUUUACCAUCCUGAGAACUUUUGCCGCCAGUCCAAAUGCCAUCUUCAGUCAUCGGUCUAAAUCCAUGUUAUCUGCUGGUUACCAAGCACUUUCAGUUAAGUGCCUCAUUGUUUUUUUUUUGUUUUUCUUAACACUGUUUUGACUUGUUCUGGUUGUUGGUUUCAUGUCAUCCAGAAAGGGGAAAUGCCAGUAUGAGAGACAAUUUCCCCAUAAAGAUCGUCACAAGCUCUGCUUAUUUUGCUUAGGUAUUUUCUACAAUCAUACAUCUUUUGCAAUUUUCCAAGCUUUUGUCCUUAAGGCAUUGCAUAGUUGGCUUUCUUCCUUAGCUAUUUAUUUAGAAAACCAGUGACUUAAACUGUUGACCAAAGGCAAUAUGAAAGGAUAUUCCUGGCCCAAUGUUCAGCUGUGUGCAAAGAAGACGGCCAAGAAAGCUUGGUCAGAUUCUUAGGCUGUGCUGCCUCCACCAAAUGCCUCUCUUGAGGCUAGUGAAAGAAUGCCAUUACCACUUUAGUAGCCAGCAUGGAUCUAGCUUCACACAUGUCCAUGGAUGCCUUGCAGAUGUCCACUUCGGAUGUUCAGGAGGAACUGUGGCUGAUGAUUACCAAAGGGGCUAAGAAAUGUUCCUCAGAUUUUAGUGAGGGAAGAAAUACCAACUACAAAGACUGAAUGUCAUCAGAGGUCAGAGCCUCCUAAGAUUUUUAUGGCUGAUGUGCCUCUUAAAAAGAAGCAAACCUCUAAGCAGAUUUCUCCUGCUCCUAAAAACCCUCAGAGUGAAUGGCAAAAUUUUACUCAAGGCCUUUUUAAUUCCCGUAUGGCUUUAAAGCCCUUCACAGGGUUUCUUUUCCUGCUCCUCCUUGGUCUUUUACCCCUCUUAGGAGACCUAGGGAGCAAGACUCCUGGAACAAUGAUGCAGAUUCCAAUGAAGAAUCUUUGACUUAUUCUUCUCAGAUUCCUUUUCCACUGGAUUAUGGUUCUGAGGAAGAAGAGUCUGUAGAAGAGUCUACCGGUCCUGACUCUCCUUUUGAGGAGAUUUCUUUUGGUGACACUAUUUCCUGAAUUAUGGAUUUUUUUUUUUUUAACUGGGGUUGUACUCCAGUGUCUGAUGUUCAGAAGAUGUACUAUUAGCGUCUGCAAAUGGAUUCUCUUAGGCCGUCUGCUGUUCCCCCUGUUCAUGCUGCUUUGCUGGAUACAUUUUCCACUGCUUCUCAUGCUCCUGAUUCUCAACCCCUUGUUGCCCCCAAAAAACUGAUAGAUAAGUACCUGAUGAUUGCAAGUUUCUUUAUAAGUGCUCCUCUGCUGACCCCUCUAUGAUGUCUGUUGCUUCUGAUAAGCCACCCAUACUUUGCCUUCUACAAAAUUGCUCCCCUCUGACAAGGACAGUAGAACUAUGGAGAGGCUGGGUAAUGAAAGUAAGGAAAGAUCUGCUGCCCUUGCCUUUAGGGUUGUGAGCUAUCAGACCCACAUGAGUAGAUAUGUCUUGGGUCUUCUCUGUCAGACCUGUCAGGCUAUAUCAGAUCUUCCUGAUUUUGAGGGGAAGGCUUCUGCUCUUUCAUUGCUAGGGACAUCUUCUCAGGUUGCUCGCCAUUCAUUAAAUGCAGCUAUGAUGCAGCUAAUGCCUCCUCUAGAGCUGCUGCUUUUGAUUCUGUUUUGAGGAGCUAUUCCUUGCUCAGACGUCAGCCUUUCUCUGAUGAUAUAAAGGAAAAAUUAUGGAUGCUUCUCUGGAUAAUAAGCAUUUUUUUGGUGCUGAUGAAUUAUUUAAGUUCCUGCAAGAAAAGCCUAAGGCCAUAUUUGUGUCUCACUUGUUCCCAGAUUUCAACAGAAUUAUCCUAACAGGCCUGCUUUUGUUUGUAGGCAGUCUCGCUUACCACCCCAAAGGCAAGAAGGGUGGUAGAAGAGCUCCUCCGGCUAAGGAUACACAAACUCCUCCUACUCAGAAGUUUCCUUUUCCAGACAAGCCAGGUGCUGUAUGACGAUCCGUGCCCUGCUCUUCUCAGUCAUAUUCCUGUUUCUGUGCAUCUUUCCCCAUCCCUUCCUAUUUGGUUAAAGGAUACCCAAGACUCCUGAGUUCCUUCUGUAAUUCGCAAAGAGUAUUGCAUGGUUUGGAAAUCUCCUCCACCCCUGUUUGGGCAUUCCUCAGCUCCUCAGGAAUAACUGCUUUUUCUUCCAGAGGUACUUCAGGGUCUGCUGGCUCAGGGAGCAAUUCAAGAAGUUCCAGUUCUUCAGAGGGGUAAGGGGUUUUACUCCAGAUUGUUCUUGGUCCACAGGAGUGACGGCACCUGGAGACCCAUUCCUGAUCUUUCUCCACUACGUACCAUUUUGAAGGUUCCUUCCUUUCAGAUGCUUUCCCUUCAAAACUUCCUCUUCUACUUCCUCUGGCUUUCCUAGUUUCCCUGUAUCCUUAAGGAUGCUUGUCUACAUAUUCCCAUUCAUCCCCUUUUCAGGAAGUUUUUACAUUUCUCUGUUGCUUUCUGGCAUUUUCAGUUCUCCACUUUGCCCUUUGGUCUCUCUUCACCAAGUGCCUCCCUCCUGUGAUUGUUUUCUGCAGAUUGAAAGGCAUGCAGAUCUUUCCUUACCUUAAUGACCUACUCAUUCAGGCCUCUUUUCCAGAGAUUUUAAUUCCGCAUCUACACUUUGCUGUUUAUCUCCUGCAAAGCCUAAGGUUUACUGUAAAUUUCCAAAAGUCAUUCCAGACUCCUGCUUAGGAUCACGUUUUUCUAGGGUGUGGGUGCCAGACUGUUCCAGUGCUGGCAUCCCUGCCUCCUCCUAAGGCAUUAACUCUUCAGUUCCGUCUUCCUUUGGCUUGUAUUACAGCCAGGGAGUUUCUGAAGGCUCUGGGUUACAUGGCAUCCACUAUCCCUAUGCUUCCUCUGACCAAGCUCCAUAUGAUAAUGCUCCACUGGUUUCUAAAGUGAGUUUGGCUUCAACAUUGUUAUUCUUUAGAUUUUUUAGUCCUUCUUUUUCCAUGUCUCAAGCUGGAACUUCAGGGGUCGAUUCUUCAGUUGUCCCACAACUCAGGGCUUCCUUUUCAACCUCCAGUCCUCCCCUCAGGAACUCUUCACAGAUGCCUCGGAUGUGGGAUGGAGGGCUUCCUUUGGCUGUCUGAAUGUACAGGGCCUGUGGUCUAUUUGCAAAGGAAAGACCACAUCAGUGCCAAAGAGAUGAGAGCCCUUCUUUUGGUUCUUCAGGCUUUUCAUUUUCUUUUCCUUCCAGGCCCCCUUAGGAUUCUCACAGGCAACACCACAGUCAUGUAGUAUAUCAACAAGCAGGAAGAGUCAAGGUGUUCUCUCUUGUGCAGACUAGCUCUUCAGGUUUGGGAUCUAGCUAUCCAGUAUCAGGUGACACUUUAGGCAGUUUGUGUUCACUCAAGUCAAAACAAUAGUGGCAGAUUCUUUGAGCAAGUCUUUAACACAGUCCCACAAGUGGAUGCUUCACAGUGUUGUUUUUCUGAAUGUUGUCCACCGGCACCAAUGGGGGUACUCCUUAAGUAGAUCUAUUUGUCUCCCAUCUGAACAGAGCACUUUCUGUCUCUUGCACCAGAGUUCAAGUCCCCAGGCCUGGAAGAUGAACGCCCUCUCUUUUUCUUGGAAGGGCAUGUUUCUUUAUGUCUUCCCUCAUACUGAAGGUCCUAUUCAAGAUGUAACAAGAUGCUUUCAAAAUCUUGCUGGUGAUUCCCUUUUGACCCAGAGAGCAUGGUUUCCAUCUUCUUCUGCAUUUAGCCAAGGGCAGUCAUCACAAGUUACCUCAAAGUGUGGACAUACUCACACAAGACAAGGGAUCUCUCAUCCAUCCCCACCUGUCCACUCUUCAACUGACACUGUGGGUGCUAGAAUGUUGAUUCCCUUCAGACACCUUUUUUCUGAAGACAUGCUUUGGGUUCUGCAGGAGGCCAGGAGGCCCAGUACUAAAAAAUCUUAUUUGUCCAGACGGAAGAGAUUUUCCUGUAUGGUGACUUUUACAUAAUCUGGAUCCACUUACUGUGAAUAUUUCUUUUGUUCUCUGUUAUUUGUGUGAUUUGCUCAAUGCUAGGUUGGCAUAGUCCUCUCUUAAGGCCCACCUGUAAGCUAUUUCUGCUUGUCUGCCUUUGGCUUCCCCUUUGGCCUCCAGAUUUGAGGCCAAACAAUUUCUUAAAGGCAUCCUUCACAUUAGACCUCCCAGGAAGCCUGUCCCUCCUUCCUGGGACCUUCAUUUUGUUUUAGAAGAACUAACUCAGGCUCCUUUUGAGCCUGCAGCUUCAGCUUCCUUACAGCAUUGUUCUUGGAGGACUGUUCUUCUUUUGACCCUUACUUCUGCCACAUGGGUGUUUGAGCUGCAAGCCCUUAUGGCUUUCCCUACUUUUUUGUUUUUUCAUAAGGAUAAGGAUGUCUCUGUACUAAUCCUUCUGUUAUGAACAAGGUGGUGAACGAGUUGCCAGUCUAUUCAUUUGUCCACUUUUUUCCCUUCUCCUCAAUCUGCUAGUGAAAAGGUUCUUCACACCCUGUAUUUGCAAUGACAACUCUGAUAUUAUUUAGAUAAAACUUAAGCCAUUCAUAAAUCUGAGCAGCGUUUUGUUUCUUUUCAUCCUAGGUCUUUAGGUUUGGCUGUUUCCAAGCAAACCAUUUUUUUUUUAUUGGAUAUCUAAAGCCUUUUCUUUUUGUUAUUCCUUCCAUGGGAAGAUUCUUCCUUCCUCUAUUAAGGUUCAUUCUACUAGAGCUAUGACUUCUUUUCAUGCCCUUUUCAAGGUUCUGGAAACCUAAUUCUCUUCUUGGAGCAGCUUCCUGGUCUUCUGUGCAUACCUUUACCAAACACUAUAAGUUAGAUGUGAUUUCUAGGGCCAGAGCUGGUUUUUCCAGGGACAUUCUUCAUAGCUUUUUUGAGGGUUCUGCUGGCCCUUCCUCCUCCCAAUCUUCUUUCCAAGCUAUUGUACUUUCCCUAUUGUAAAGAACACUGUAACAGUGAUAUGGAAGGACAUAGUACAAUUGUGUGAAAUCUUACCAUAACACUAGAUGUCCUCCUCUUCACUGUUGCAGUAUGUGCUUCCUCCCCCUCCCCCUGGUUGUGUUUCCUUCUGGAUGUAUUUGUUUCCUAAUGGUGUAUUUAGGCUGUCAUUCCUAUAAGUUUAUAGAUAGAUUAGUACUAGGCUAAUUGCCUUUGUGGGCCAUUUUAAGCCUAGCCAAUUACCCCAUGUGAGAAUUAAACCCUGCACCUUCUGUUUGUAAGGUAAAUACCUUAACCGUUAUGCCAACUUCCCACUACUGGGGCUUUUUCACUUCUGAGAAUGGUACAUUCACAUGUCACCUUCAUGCCCAACACCAUGUGCGGGAAGCGUACAUGUGAAGUACAGCAUACCCAUUAUAACCUAAAGGCUUUAGUAUAUUGGCUGGACAUUGGGCUGUGCUAGGCAGGUAAUCCAUGUUGUAAAGAAUACUGCAACAGUGAAGAGAAGGACAUCUACUGUUAUAGUAAGAUUUUACACAACUGUACUUUCUCUGAUCAGUAUUGCAUUUUGCAGCUAACACCUGCUACUGUUCAUGUUUGUCAUUACACGUAUUUGAAUAUCACUGAUAUUGCUAAAUCCUCUAAAGGUUUACUGUGUAGCUUCCAGUGUAAUAACCAGUAGAGAGAAUAUUAUUAGUGUUAACACCAGACUUGCAGAAUUAUAUUGUAUCCAUUAAAAGAUUCAUUCAUACAAAGCAAUUCUUCUUAAUAAUUUACAGUAAAUGUAUUGUGGAUAAGGUUACCUUGUCUACUGAGAACAGCAAUGAAGGGGGUAACACAAGUUAUGUCAAGAUAUCAAAACUGCAAGUUGUUAUUGUACUUGACAUUUUGACUAAGUGUACACAUUUGUAUAUUGCAUGUAAUAUACAUAUACAUACAAAAAUGUUUACCUUGGAAUCUAGGUUAUAGUUUAUAGUCUCAGCUUUAUCUUAUUGCAGCUAUUAGUGAUUUACUCUAUAAAUCCUUAAACUAUUUAUAUAUGUUUUUCUGCAAUAUCCAGCAUGAUUUUACAGACUGCUUUACUUCGGGUAUCUUUACAAUAUUGAGGCUGUAUUAAUGGGGGUUCAGACUACAGAGAAUGCUGUGAAAUUAUUUCUAAUUAUACAAAAAUAAAUUGCAUCAUUUAA
Messenger RNA from Protopterus annectens (West African lungfish), 9161 nucleotides. RefSeq names its product sorting nexin 7 (gene SNX7). Lineage: Eukaryota; Metazoa; Chordata; Ceratodontiformes; Protopteridae. Gene Ontology annotation, molecular function: phosphatidylinositol binding. The transcript is spliced from 10 exons. The record is from RefSeq and is a predicted model, not a curated record. Bases 99 to 1535 code for a protein of 478 amino acids.